Sorghum bicolor (sorghum) is the source of this 1445-nucleotide messenger RNA. RefSeq names its product deSI-like protein At4g17486. Lineage: Eukaryota; Viridiplantae; Streptophyta; Magnoliopsida; Poales; Poaceae. Gene Ontology annotation, biological process: protein deubiquitination. Gene Ontology annotation, molecular function: deubiquitinase activity. The record is from RefSeq and is a predicted model, not a curated record. The transcript is spliced from 4 exons. Bases 251 to 955 code for a protein of 234 amino acids.
CGUGUCGCCGUCCCGUUCCCGUUGCCGUUCCGUGCCUGCGGUGCGGGUGCUCUCCCGCGACCGCGAGAGGGGGGAGCCUCGGAGCCAGCCAGCUCUCCUCCUCUACCCGUCUCCCCUCUCCUCCUCGGCGGGGUGAACAGGCAGGUCGGCCGCGCCAGUCGCCAGAUCUAUCAACCUCCUUUGAUCUUCCAGGCACAGGCACAGGCAGAGGCAGCACUGCAGGAGGAGGCAGCGCCGCGCCGGAUGCGCCAUGCGGAUGCGGGUGCUUCCGGCGUCCUGGUCAUCCUCCUCCGCCAAACAUAGCAGCGGCAGCUCCGAGUCGCAGGAGCACCCUUCUCCCUCCUCUACUACGGCCGCGGCCGCGGUGUACCUCAACAUCUACGACAUCUCCCCCCUCAACCACUACCUCUACUGGUUCGGACUCGGCAUCUUCCACUCCGGGAUCGAAGUGCAUGGCAUGGAGUAUGGCUUUGGAGCUCAUGAAUAUCCCACCAGCGGAGUCUUCCAAGUAGAACCCAAAAGCUGCCCUGGCUUUAUCUUCAGACGCUCUGUGUGUGUGGGUACAACUCAUAUGUCCCGCUCCCAAGUCCACACUUCCAUAGAGGACCUCGCCGAGGAUUAUCAUGGGGACACUUAUCAUCUGAUUGUCAAGAACUGCAAUCAUUUCACAGCUGAUGUCUGCAAGCGUUUGACCGGGAAGCCAGUACCUGGAUGGGUGAAUCGACUUGCCAGAUUGGGUUCCUUCUUCAAUUGCGUAUUGCCUGACAGCAUCAAGGUUUCAGCAGUCAGAGAUGUAAACACGCACCCAGAUUUUUCUGAUGAUGACUUGGGGUCCAAUGCUUCGAUCCUUGAGGGAAGUGAUGACGAUGACUUAGACCAGCUUCUGAGAACACCAAACAGCGACAUUGUAUCUUCAAGGGACAAGACAUUAACUCCUGGCAGGGAUAGCAUCUAACUGACUGCCACCGCUCUCUGUUUCAUCAUAGCAAAAAAUAGAGGCAGAUGCUUCGCCAGUGCGGACAAUCACAUCUCAUGGUGGAAUCGGUGGGUUUGGCCUGAUCAUAUCAUCAUCCGCUGUUAAAACUUGUGGCACGCUAGUUCAGGGUGAUGAAGGAUUGAUUGGUCGAUUGAUGUUUGCUGUUAUCAGUUGCUGUAGAGAUAACAGCGUAUAGUGUUAAUGUGAUGAUACUUUGUUGUGAUAUACCAUGUGGCAAAGGCCAAGUUAACCAGCAUGUCAUGGUUGUGUGUGUGGUGAAUAUGUUGUAGUUAAGUUUGUAGUGUGGGCAUACUGUCUAAGUAGAGGAUUUGGCUAGUCAUAUCGAGUGACUUUUCUUUUGAUUUUGACUCCCCUUUGUAACGGUGAUGGUGUGUGUAAGUGAUUUCUUCUGUACAAAAAUUGACAGAGUUUGAAAUGAUUUUACAGAUGGAGUAUUUGUGAGUCAGAA